Messenger RNA from Polistes dominula (European paper wasp), 1166 nucleotides. RefSeq lists its product as uncharacterized. Gene Ontology annotation, molecular function: pyruvate dehydrogenase (acetyl-transferring) activity. NCBI's taxonomy places the organism in Eukaryota, Metazoa, Arthropoda, Insecta, Hymenoptera, Vespidae. The record is from RefSeq and is a predicted model, not a curated record. Gene Ontology annotation, biological process: pyruvate decarboxylation to acetyl-CoA.
AUGGCAAAAGAAGCGACUGUAGAAAUGUUGAUUCAUUUAAUUAACGAAGAUCCUCUUGCCCAUUUACAGACUUAUGAUCUGUAUAGAUUAGAGAAAGGACCACCGCAAAAGGUAACCUUGCACGAUGAAGAUGCAACUUUUGCUUUGAAAACAAUGAAUUAUAUACGAAGAAUGGAAGCUAAAGCUGCUGAAAUGUACAGAUCACGAUUGAUCAAUGGAUUUUGUCAUUUGUACGCAGGUCAAGAAGCUGUAGCAGUUGGCUGCAAAAUGGCUUUAAAAGAAAACGAUAUUCUGAUAACGGGUUAUCGCUGUCAUGGUUUCGCAGUGGUUUUUGGUGCAUCUGCUCGUACAGUUCUCGCUGAAUUAAUGGGGCGUAAAACUGGUACUGCUAAAGGCAAAGGUGGAUCGAUGCAUAUGUAUGCACCUAAAUUUUAUGGGGGUGAAGGGAUCGUCGGUGGACAGAUACCGAUAGGUACAGGCCUCGCAUUUGCCCAUAAAUACAACGGCAUCGACGGAGUAUCCAUUUCGUUAUACGGUGAUGGUGCAGCCUGUCAAGGUCAAAUAUUUGAGGCAUGGAACAUAUCAAAAUUAUGGAAUCUUCCUGCUGUCUAUAUCUGUGAAAAUAAUCAAUAUGCAAUGGGUACAUCGAUCCAUCGUCAUUCAGCUAAUACAAAGUUCUAUACUCGUGGUGACUUAAUACCUGGUAUAAAAGUCGAUGGAAUGAAAGUUAUUGACGUUCGAGAAGCUAUAAUAUUUGCGAGAGAUUAUGCAAUUCGUAAUGGUCCAAUUAUCUUAGAAGUAGAUACUUAUCGUUAUUAUGGACAUAGCAUGAGCGAUUCUGGUGUUGGAUAUCGUUCCAGAGAUGAAAUUAAAUCCGUACAAAUCGAACAAGAUCCUAUCUUGCUUUUCAACAAACUUCUCGUUGAUAACGGACUUAAAACCCAACAAGAAGUAGACGAAAUACGAAAAACAAUUUAUAAGGAAGUGGACGCUGAGGCGGAAUUAGCAAAAACCGAUCCAUGGCCAGAAUUAACCGAAAUUGGAAACAAAGUAUAUUCUAAACCAUUGGAAAAAUUUAGAGGCAAAGCACCUUGGGAAAUUCAUUAAUGAUCAUUUUUUCAACAAAAAUAGAAAAAGUAUUAAAAAAAAUAUAUUUUUAUAUUUUA